This is a messenger RNA of Strongylus vulgaris, 192 nucleotides long. The record is from the annotation of a GenBank genome assembly. Lineage: Eukaryota; Metazoa; Nematoda; Chromadorea; Rhabditida; Strongylidae.
AUGUGGAACGGAUGGACGUUUUGCGUUUUCUGCAUAUGGAGACUUCAUACUGCUGCAGCUACGGAUAAAUAUAGAGAAGGACUUGAUCCAAAUCCAGAAUUUCUGCCUCGAGCAGUCACUUAUCUAUCUCAUAGGUUUCCGUUACGCGACGACACCACAUCGUUUACAUUUGGUGUCGAUGCGAGAAAGACA